UGGGAAAUCAAUCUUCAAAAUGACGGGCCCGGCCCGGCGUUUCUUCGGCCCAACCACAUCGCGAGGUCAGGUAACAUUCUUCACGCGAAUGAUCAAGAGCGCAAACAUUUGAUCUACAAUUCCCAAUCCCAACUAACAAUUGCAAUGCCUCCAGCACCGCCUUCAUUUGGUUCGCAAGAGUACUGGAACAUGCGUUUCAUUGCCAAUCCGGUUCCGUUCGAAUGGCUCGAGGCUCCUACUGCGCUAGAUCCGUACAUUAUUGACGCUUUGAAGGAGAUCGAAGCCCCAAACCCGCAAUUGCUGCACAUUGGGUGCGGGACGUCACUUCUUUCGUACCACCUACGUGCGCAUGUCGAGAAACCCAGUCAGAUUCACAAUCUAGAUUACUCAGAUGUCGCGAUUAAACUGGGGAGGAAACGAGAGGCCGAGAUCUUCGAAGCAGGAUGGUCAGCUUCCGGGGAGGAGGCAACCAGUGCCAAGCCGGAUAGAAAUUCACUUGAGUCAGACCAAGAGAAGCUGUCCACUCCUGCAACAAGUACAGCUGCCAACUCUCCGUCCUCAUGCAUGAGAUGGUCGUCCGCAAAUCUCCUAGACCAUUCCUCACUCCUCCGGACAUGUCAAGCUUCCGCGUACUCGAUCGUUGUCGACAAGAGUACAUCGGAUUCGAUCGCUUGCUCAGAUGACUUAUACGUUCCUCUGCCAUAUCAUGUCGUGGCAGCUUCACCACAGUCCAUGAAGACAAACGUAACUGAGUCUCCCGAGCCUUUACAUCCCCUUCAUAUCAUGGCCGUCCAUCUUGCACUCGUCACGAAGCCAGGAGGCCGCUGGAUUUCUCUCUCCUAUUCCAUGAACCGAUACCCUUUCUUACAGCUUCCCACCCCUGAAUCUGCGAACGGCUCAUCCCAGCCUAUGCAGACGACCGCCUCGGUCAGUCAAGCCCCACAGCAAGGCACUGCUGGAGACGAAGCCGAAUCCAACGAUGAGGUGAGCUUAGAUGACGACCUCGACGAUAUUCCAGUCAAGGUUCUCAAAGAUGGAUUUCCAGACCCAAGCACUCUUUGGAAAUUGGUCGGAAAAUACGAUAUAGAACCUCAGACCGCGUCAGAGGCAACCAAGGGCAACGAGACCACGCAUAGGCCGAAGGUGUCGCAUUGGAUCUACGUCUUAGAACGGACAAACGUGCCGCUCUACAUCCGCACAUGAUAACAUAAGCAUGGAGCCUAUCAUGAAUUAAAGGUUUGCUUAUAUAGCCUUUGUCAUGACACGGGAUC
Molecule: messenger RNA, 1271 nt
Organism: Paraphaeosphaeria sporulosa
Lineage: Eukaryota; Fungi; Ascomycota; Dothideomycetes; Pleosporales; Didymosphaeriaceae
Exons: 2
Coding region: 145-1203 (352 amino acids)
Source: RefSeq, a predicted model, not a curated record